Molecule: messenger RNA, 876 nt
Organism: Helianthus annuus (common sunflower)
Lineage: Eukaryota; Viridiplantae; Streptophyta; Magnoliopsida; Asterales; Asteraceae
Product: neurofilament medium polypeptide-like
Exons: 2
Coding region: 1-876 (291 amino acids)
Source: RefSeq, a predicted model, not a curated record
AUGAAGGAAGCAGCUUACGUUGAUGAGCUUAAGACUCUUGAGGAGUUUAAAACCACCCGAAAUGACUGGUUUGUCAAAGAAACGAGGAGGAGAGGCAAAAAGGCCACCCCUAAAUCACAGGAGGGUGAGGGGUCUUCGUCACAGCCAAAGAAAAAGCAAAAGAAAGUGGCAAAGACGUUAUUGAUUGAUGAGCCUGAGGUUGAAGAACCGGUGGUAACUGCUGAAGAAGAUCCGUAUGCUGAUAUUGAUCAAGUGAUGUUAAAUGUUGAUGAUUUAGUGUCUGAGCAAGCAGCUAAUGUAGAAGCUGAGAAAGAGAAGAGAAUUCAAGAAGCUAUAGAGAAAGAGAAACAAUUGAGAAAGAGGAAGAGACAGGAAAAAGAUGACGAUGCAUACGUUCCAUCUACAGAGCAUGUUUCUGAAUCGCAAUCACCUUCAAGUGGAAGAAAGAAAGCCGGAGCAAGAAAAAGGGUUGUAUCUCCAAAGAUAAAGAAAGUAACUACAAAGAUUACGAAGCCAAAGAUUGUGUUAAAGAAGAAACCUUCCAAAGAACCGAGUAAACCACCAACACCACCACCUGAACGUACACCACAUCAAUCACCCAUAAAAUCACCACGUCAACCUACACCUCCACAACAACCUUCACCACCAAAACAACCAACACCACCCAAACAACCAUCACCAUUACAUCUUUCACCACUACAUCUCUCACCACCACAACAACAAACCUUAUUCACAUCUCAAGAAAUAUUCAAAACACCACCACUCACUCAAAUUCAACUAACUCCUGGUUCUUCUGGGCAUAAAGGUCUUCACAUUCCUCCGGAUAAUCUUGAAGAUAUUGGAGAUUUUGGCUUUGCAAACGAUGAAACAACUUAA